CUGAGUGUUGCAGUGUGCAUUGGAUUUUUUGCUGCCUGGAGCCCUUAUGCCAUCAUUGCCAUGUGGGCAGCUUUUGGAUCAAUAGAUAAGAUUCCUCCAUUAGCCUUCGCUGUGCCAGCUGUCUUUGCGAAGUCCUCCACACUCUACAAUCCAGUUAUCUAUCUACUCCUGAAGCCCAAUUUCCGAAACACCAUCACCAAAGAUUUCACAGUCCUUCAACAGUUAUGCAUCAGGAGAUGUUUUUGUGUCAAGACACCGCAGAACUACAGAUCAGCUUUGAACACCAGCCUGAGAACAUUUAAGGGCAAAAAUGAAUCCAGCUGUAAUUCUCUGCCAAUUGUGGAAGAAUGUUCUUACUUCCCCUGCGAAAAGCGCAGUGAUACUUUUGAAUGCUUUCAAAGCUAUCCAAAAUGCUGCCAGGAGAUGCUAAGUGCUACAGAAUGCCCUCCUCAAGAAACUGUGUCCUUGGAAAGCAACAUCCAAGCAAAAGUGAGACAGGCCAGUAAGAAGUCAAUAAAGGUGGUUGUGCAGGGAGAAAAAAGUACAGAAAUUGAUACCUUAGAAAUCACCUUGGAAGCAAUACCUGUGCAUCGUACAUUUACAGACCUCUAG
Pelecanus crispus (Dalmatian pelican) is the source of this 612-nucleotide messenger RNA. Lineage: Eukaryota; Metazoa; Chordata; Aves; Pelecaniformes; Pelecanidae. The record is from RefSeq and is a predicted model, not a curated record.